Messenger RNA from Amblyraja radiata (thorny skate), 4132 nucleotides. RefSeq names its product AP-3 complex subunit mu-2. The transcript has 8 exons. Gene Ontology annotation, biological process: intracellular protein transport; vesicle-mediated transport. Lineage: Eukaryota; Metazoa; Chordata; Chondrichthyes; Rajiformes; Rajidae. Gene Ontology annotation, cellular component: clathrin adaptor complex. Bases 153 to 1409 code for a protein of 418 amino acids. The record is from RefSeq and is a predicted model, not a curated record.
CAGCCUAAAGUUGUUGGACAACUUGUUCUAUUUGAUCUUCCGUUUGUGCACGUCGAGUCGAUUGCAUUAGUCGAAACCGGGCGGACCACGUGAAGGUUGCAAUCUUCCACCCCAGGGGGUAGACUGUGUGAGGGGGAGACUGAGGCGCCACCAUGAUCCACAGCCUGUUCCUGAUCAACACGGCGGGCGACAUCUUCCUGGAGAAGCACUGGAAGAGCGCGGUCAGCCGCUCGGUCUGCGACUACUUCUUCGAGGCGCAGGAGCGGGCGAGCGAGGCGGAGAACGUGGCGCCGGUCAUUCCCACCCCGCACCACUUCCUCAUCAGCGUCUACCGGCAUCGCAUCUUCUUCGUGGCCGUCAUACAGAGCGAGGUGCCGCCGCUCUUUGUCAUCGAGUUCCUGCACCGGGUGGUGGACACGCUGCAGGACUAUUUUGGGAGCUGCUCAGAAGUGGCCAUCAAAGACAAUGUUGUGGUUGUGUAUGAGGUGCUGGAGGAGAUGCUGGACAAUGGCUUUCCCCUGGCGACCGAGUCCAACAUCCUCAAGGAGCUGAUCAGACCUCCCACCAUCCUUCGCACUGUUGUGAACACCAUCACUGGCAGCACGAAUGUUGGGGACCAUCUGCCCACAGGGCAGCUGUCCGUGGUGCCUUGGCGACGCACUGGCGUUAGAUACGCCAACAACGAAGCCUACUUUGAUGUGGUUGAAGAGAUCGAUGCCAUCAUUGACAAAUCAGGUUCAACAAUAUUUGCUGAGAUACAAGGUGUUAUUGAUGCCUGUGUGAAGCUGACUGGAAUGCCAGAUCUCACCCUCUCAUUCAUGAAUUCUCGACUCCUGGACGAUGUCAGCUUCCAUCCCUGUGUCCGUUUCAAGCGCUGGGAAUCGGAGCGAAUCCUUUCUUUCAUUCCACCGGAUGGGAAUUUCCGUCUCCUGUCCUACCACGUCAGUUCCCAGAAUUUGGUGGCCAUUCCCAUCUACGUCAAGCACAACAUCAACUUCCGGGACGGCAGCUCCACGGGACGAUUCGAGGUCACCAUCGGGCCGAAGCAGACGAUGGGCAAGGUGCUGGAGGGGACUAUCGUGACCAGCCAGCUGCCAAAGGUGGUGCUGAACGUGAAUCUCACCUCCACGCAAGGGAACUUCACCUUUGACCCAGUAACCAAGGUCCUGUCGUGGGAUAUUGGGAAGAUCAAUCCUCAGAAGCUGCCCAGCCUGAAGGGUUCCAUGAGCCUGCAAGCAGGCACUCCCAAACCUGAUGAGAACCCCAACAUUAAUGUCCAGUUCAAGAUCCAACAAUUGGCCAUUUCAGGUCUGAAGGUAAACCGACUGGACAUGUACGGAGAGAAAUACAAACCCUUUAAAGGCAUCAAGUACAUGACGAAAGCUGGAAAAUUCCAAGUCCGCACAUAACUCUGAAGGCACUUGCUCCUUGCAGCGGUGAGAGAGAGAUCCGUUCUCCACCAGCCUGCUUCCUGGUUGAAAUCUCCCCCGUUUUCUUUAUUGUCGCUUCUUGCCUUUUGUAUCCACGCUGCACUUACGAAGACUCUGGCGUGGAGUUGGCCAUCGUUGUUGUCGGUACAUCCAGCGGCUUAACCUUGUAGGUCGAGCUCUUGACCCCAUGUUUGCUGUGACCAAACGGCCUCUGUUGCAGCACCUCCUGUAUGCCUGGUCUGUGGAUGUUCGUGGGAUUCCUGAACUGUGUGCCGCUGCACGACAUGGUGUCUGGGGGCAAAUUUCCAAAUGUGUGUGCCCCGUGGUAAACCUAAUGUCAGUCUCUCUCACACAACUUUGUCUUUCGCUACAACCUUAGCAGACAGCAGCCGUGUCUAAAGCAAGUAAUGUCAGAGCUGAAAAUGUGUUGUGUGGUGCUAUUAUUACAUCACAUGAAUAUAAAAGAAGCAUUUAUGAAUCUAGCCACAACUUUGUUGUACCUAUUCCCCACCUUCUGUAUUGGCACUGUAACCUAAGUUCAAUAUAUUAGAAGGUUGUUUUCCUAGGGUGCUCGUUCUGUUUUAUGCUGUUACCACCACUCACAAGGGAACACCUUUUUCAUAUGACCUCUUCAGCUUCACUAAUAUAGAACAGAAGAUGCUGGCAAUGCUCAGCGGGUCAGGAAGCGCUGGUGGGAGAGGAACAGAGUUAACGUUUCGGGUUAGUGAGUUCUCCUCCAUUCUGUUGAAGGGCCUAAAACACGAGCUUGGGUAUUUCUCCACACACACUGCCCUACCUGCUGAGAAUUUCCAGCCUUUUUCUGCUUUUAUAACCAUGUGCAUCAUCUGUGGUAUUUUUAGGGGGGGGGGGGGGGGGUUGUAUUGCAGUGUAAUCCUGAUUUCCCAGCUGUUGAGUAGACAUUGUUGUUCAUGGGGCAACAAUCAAUGUUUCACUGCCCAGAGUUGCUCAACUGACAGACACACCCCUGCAAAUCUUCUCCGGGCAAUCUAAGUGCAAUGCUGUCUUGACAUUGAAGUAUCAGCAACUGCUUGGUACAUUCCUAAAUGUGGGCACUGUCUGUUUUGCAAUGAAGUGAUUAUGUUAUUCUGUUUGUUUUCCAACUCUUUCCAGACCUGUGGUGGAGCAUUGUGUUGCUAACUGUGUGUGUUUGUUUUAAUCACAAUCAGGCCCAACCUUCAGCUAAACUCUUGUCACUGGAGGAGGGAGGGGGGUGGGGGAAGAAAAAAUCAAGAUCCUAUUCCCUUGCACAGAAGCAAGAAUUCGUAUGCUGUAAUUCAGCUUUGGUCCGUCUAAUUUUCCCCUCCCCAUUACCCUGGCAGAGGAAGAGACCGACAAUGCGAUAGACACAAAAAGCUGGAGUAACUCAGCGGGUCAGACAGCAUCUCUGGAGUAAAGGAAUAGAUGAUAUUUUGGGUCGAGACCCUCCUUCAGACAGAGUCAACACAAAGGGAAACGAGAGAUAUAGACGAUGAUGAAGAGAUAUAGAACAUUGAAUGAAAGAUAUGCAAAACGUAACACGGAUUAAGGAGAAGUGUAGCUUUUUGGAUAUCUUUCAUCAUUUGUUCUAAUUCUCUCGACAUCAUCGUCUGUAUCUCUUGUUUCCCUUUCCCCUGACUCUCAGUCUGAAGAAGGGUCUCGACCCGAGACGUCAUCUAUUCCUUUUCUCCAGAGAUGCUGCCUGACCCGCUGAGUUGCUCCAGCAUUUUGUGUCAAUCUACGGUAUAAACCAGCAUCUGCAGUUCUUCCUUACACAAAGCUGUACUGGGAAGCAGUGUUACCUUCCUGCUCAUACUCCCCAGAAACUGUUGCGUUGGUUCAGGUUUGGUGUAGUGGGUUUGCAUUGAGUCCCACUCUAAUGAUAUAAUGCCAGUUAUUCUAUAGCCCACCUGUGUGCAUGUGGGGAAACUGGUGUGUGAUAACAAAAAAUAAGGCUAUGUGAAUGAAGUUUGGAAGUGCAAGACUUUUUUUGAAUAAGCUACUAAUCUAAGAAGGUGCUUGUUUAGGUUCAGACUCUCACCUUCAACCCGGGCGUGAAAUUAAGGUGUAGAUUUUAUGGACCAAGUGGCUAAUAUAAUUAUGGAGCACUACUGAUUGGACUGUGAUCAUGCAUAAGGUCCAGUGUUGACCUCAUUAUCCAACCUCUUUCUUCCCCAAACCCCCCCCCCCCCCCAAUUGUUUACGGUAACAUAGAGAAGGCCGGUGCUCGUUUUAUCUGCAUGUUGCUUCGCUAAAGGAAUGAGGCUUUGGCAUCUGCUGCUUGGAACCAGUACAUAGCGUGCCACGUUCCUUCAAAGUCUGGCACUCUGAGAUGUCUGAGCUCAACUCCAAGCAGCACAGCACAGUACAGGAACCUGAACAACUGCAAAUAUCUCCAAUCACAAACCGCUAACCAGAGGAAGCAGAUUUUUCUCCACAACGUUGCAUUCACCGAACUUGACGUCUAAACUUCAUCCUGAGGCCACAAUGAGGUGGAACUGAAUUUUUUAGUGUGUGCAAUACAUGCAGAUGGUACAGUGUGUUAAUUUAUUAUCUUUUUGGGUGUAUUUAAAAGAAUAUCUUUUGCACUGUUAUCUGAUAGUGUUAAUAGAGUACAAACGUAUCGUGGAGCAGGCAAGUUUGGCCUGGAAAGUGCAUCGAUGAAUGUUUAGCAUUAAAUAAAAUAAACCAUUGUUAUGACAAAA